AUGGAUGCUGAUGGCCUGUUGAGAGCGCAAACCGAGCUCCAGGGACGCAUUGCUCGCGCUUGCGAGAACCUGAAAAAGCAAGGCUCAGCCAAAAUAACUGUGGGCGCACUGGAGUCAAGACUUCAGUCCUUAGAAGCAAACUGGAAGAAGUUCGAGGAGAACCAUGAGGUGCUACGUACCACACAUUGGGAAACCGUGAGUAAACACGACUACUUCGAGCAAAACUUCUACGAUCUAGCAGAGGAGAAGUACCUGCAACAAAGCGGCGCCUUCCGUGACGCCUUGAUUAGCCUGCGCAAACCUGGAGAGGGUACAGGUAGCUCCCUGCCGACGAUGGUGGUGGGAGAGCACAAGGGAAGCCGCACGCUUCCACGUAUCAAUCUACCACAAUUCUCUGGAGUGUACGACGAGUGGCCUUCCUUCCGCAAUCUCUUCAAAUCCCUAGUAGAUAGGGACGCUACGCUCACGAACAUUGAGAAACUGCACUACUUAAAAACGAGUGUUCGCGGUGACGCGGAGCAUGUCAUCCGGAACUUGCUCAUCACAAGUGAGAAUUACGAACGCGCAUGGGCCGCACUUGCGGCCCGAUAUGAAAAUAAGCGUCUUCUCACGCAAACUUGCCUGUCCACUGUGACCUCACUCCCGCGCAUGAAGACAGAGUCGGCACAGGAACUCAGACGCGUGUUCAACACCAUGGUGGACACAUACGAUGCACUCGAGA
Molecule: messenger RNA, 721 nt
Organism: Wasmannia auropunctata (little fire ant)
Lineage: Eukaryota; Metazoa; Arthropoda; Insecta; Hymenoptera; Formicidae
Exons: 1
Source: RefSeq, a predicted model, not a curated record